CCACUAGUCAGGCAGCACUGCUGUUUGGCCCCCAGCUGGUUUAUUAUAUUAUUUCCUCACGUUUAUUUUAUUUUUGAUUUUUUGUUUAGUUAUUAAUGAAACUAUGGAUCAGUUGUACCUAGAGAUCGAGAUCAGUACUCAGAAGCACAAGGAGGAGACUAGAACGACUAUUUACACUAGUGUUUCAUCGUUGCUAGCAUUAUUUGUAUACAAAUUUCUCAAUGAUCCUAAACAUGUUCGAGUUAAUUUUGUUGCUACAAAGAUCGAAGGUGGUAAAAUAGCUUUACGGAGUUCCCAGUUGAAAAGGGAACUGACGGAUCAGCACAUCACGUGCAGGGAAGCCGCGUCUUUGUCCUUGCCCGCCAUCCGGGAUUUAAAACUUCCGAUUUACGAAAAGGAUGGUAAUACCUUCAUAGCAGGAACUUGCGCUGUUUGCAGGGAGCUUAUUUCCAGACAACCGAAUGAAGAAUUAAAGAAACUUUUGGGCUUCAAGGGCAGCUGCCUUUUAGCUCCGUCAGAAGCUUCGAUUUGGACUAGGUUUUGCGAGGUGGAUGUAGUCGACGUUGUAAGUAAACUUCAUAAUGGCCACACUUUGGAUUCUGUACCACCAGAAGUAGUAAGGUUCGAGCAACAUAUGAAUGAGCCGGUGAGGAUGCAUAACAUCUAUAAGCAGGCCAGGGAUCAAGCGAAUCAAACGGAAAAUGGAAGCAAAGUGAAGAGAAGAGAACGAGUCCAGAUUAAGUGUACCACGCCUAAAGAGGAGCUGCUUAUAGAGCACAGAUUUGCCGAGGGCAUUAGUUUUACUAUUGCCGAUCUGAUUCUGUAUCCUCUUUUAAGGAUAAUCUUCCAGCAUUGCAGUCAAAUGCUACCUCAUUUUCCACUCACCAGUACUUGGUUCAGUGAGAUCGAUUCAUUUGAUGGAAGGUGCGCUCGGAUCCUGAAGGAACUUUAUAUACCUCAAGAAGUUUUAACCCCUCCGGGAGAUCUCGGAAUCCCCGACUGUGAAGCCACCAGUCUUUAUAAAGCCGAUCCGAAGCGAUACAAGCCCAGAAAUCGAAUCUACACCAGUCAACUAGAAGUUGAAGCGGCCCUUGAAAAGUUGUCAUCGCUGCAGCUGCAAUUCAACUCGGAUUCGGAACAUACCUACGGAGAGCAGAUCAUCGCCUGGGAACAGAUUGAGCCCACACAUGCCAAGAGUUCAGCAUUGCCCAAGGAGCGCCUUGAAAGGAAACGACAGCAGCUUGAGAACAUGGCUAAUGCGGUUGUUUCCUUGGCUCAACCAGGCGAUCGCAUUGUGGAUUUCUGCAGCGGAACUGGACACUUGGCCAUACUUCUCGCCCUCAAACUGCCAAAGUGCACUAUUAUAGUAAUGGAAAACAAAGCCUUCUCUUUGCUCCAGGCUCAAAAGAGAACAAUCGAAUUGGGCUUGACCAACUGUGUCUUCUACCAAUGCAAUAUAGAUUACUUCAUAGGAGGUUUCGAGAUCGGGGCCUCUUUACAUGCCUGCGGAACUGCCACGGAUAUCGUUUUGCAGCAAUGUCGGAGGGCCAAAGCACAUUUUGUUUGCUGUCCGUGCUGCUACGGAUCCCUGCAACCUAUGCCUCACAUUUCAUAUCCAUUAAGCGAAUCUUUCCAAAGUGUGUUGGGCACAAAGGACUACAUGUACAUAGCUCAUUCGGCUGAUCAGGCACACGAGAUGGGCACCACCAACUGUAAGCCAGAAACCACGCUCCAGGGACUUCUUUGUAUGUCAGUAGUGGACACCGAUCGCCAGCUGCAAGCGGAGGAGGCGGGCUACCAGGUUAUCCUGACGCGCUUGAAACCGGAGCAGUGCACGCCAAAGAAUCACCUGCUAGUCGGACGUUUUGUUAAACAGAACUGAACUUAAAAACUGCAAACGGCCACUUAUUCAAAAUAAAUGCAUUUUUGAUAUUUUUAAA
This is a messenger RNA of Drosophila eugracilis, 1940 nucleotides long. RefSeq names its product glutathione S-transferase C-terminal domain-containing protein homolog. The record is from RefSeq and is a predicted model, not a curated record. NCBI's taxonomy places the organism in Eukaryota, Metazoa, Arthropoda, Insecta, Diptera, Drosophilidae.